Helianthus annuus (common sunflower) is the source of this 1426-nucleotide messenger RNA. RefSeq lists its product as uncharacterized. The coding region runs from base 109 to 798 and encodes 229 amino acids. The transcript has 2 exons. NCBI's taxonomy places the organism in Eukaryota, Viridiplantae, Streptophyta, Magnoliopsida, Asterales, Asteraceae. The record is from RefSeq and is a predicted model, not a curated record.
GCAGUUAAACAAGCCCCCAAGAAAGAAAAUAAACACUUCACAGUUGAACAACUCCUGCUUCCCUAUUCUACCUUUUCAAGUUUCUUGAUUUUAAUUCUAGCAUUUCUAAUGGAAGCUUGCAAGUUCUUCAUUUUCAUUUUCUUGAUCUUUACAUUCAUGGAGAUUCUUGAUGGCAAAGUCACCUCUAAUGUUUGCAACCAUGACAAACCACAUAUCCAAUUUCCAUUUAAAGUCAACUCCAUAUGCAAACACAAUCAAACCAUGUUGAAGCUUCAAGGUUACAGUUAUUUGGGUGCGAAAUCCGUCUCCUAUGAUCCCAACAAACUCACUCUAUUCGACCCGAAAGAUUGUGUUUUUGAAGUGUUCUUGAAUCUCAAUCUUGAGUCUACACAUUUUUGGUACUAUCAUGUUGUUAAGAAGAACUAUACUUAUUUGAACUGCUCGACCGAUAUUUUGGAUUCUUUUGAACCGGUGCCAUGUUUAAGUGGUUCUAACCACCGUGUUUAUGUCGUGGAGUCACCUUUACAUGUGCCCGCUUCUUGUGAGGUUGUGAAAACCGUCUUGAUCCCGUUCGCGUAUAGUUCUUUCGUCUCGGAUGACAGUUUUGGUCUUGAUUUGACUUGGGAUUCUGUUGGUUCCAAAGAUUUUGGUUUUCUGUCCAUUGGAGAAGGGUUCAGUGUUGUGAUUUUGGUUUUUGUGGUUGUGGCAUUAGGAUGUGUGAAGGUGUAUUGUUUGAAGAAAUCACAUAGCAAAGAACAUGAGUUGGAGAUGUUACUUAGUGAUCACGAAACCUUGUGACCAUUGGAUUGUCAAAUGGAGCCAAAAAGGUUGUCGUUAGGAUUCUAGAAAGGGAAAAUUACCAAAGUGGCCGUUUGACCAAGCCAUUUUCCAAAAUAGCCAUUUGACCGGGCAUAAUGCACCCUCCCAUCAAAGUGAACUCCCAUAUUUAUGCACCUUCAAUCCAACCACCAGCUAGCCGACACGUGUCCCUGAAGCCUGAACCGGCUUUAUGCCGCGUCGCCUGGCAGCCGAGCCGCUUCCCCCCAAGCCAAGCCGCUUCACCGCCUGCCCACAAGUACAAGCCAUGCCGCCUAAUUUACAAGCCAAGCCGCGUAAAGUACAAGCCGAGCCGCGACAGUUGCAUUUUUUAAAAAAUAUCAAAAUAUAUAAAAAAAACAUCAAAAAAACAUCAAAAAAUAUAAAAAAAUAUCAAAAUACUCUUUCUCUCCAUAUAUUUAAUAACUCGGUUGAAUAUUGUGAAUAAUGGAAUUCAUUUUUUAUCUCUUUUCUCUUUAUUUUUUAUCAAUUAUUAAUUUAAUAAUUUAAUAUUUUAUUAAAUUAAAUAAACUAAUAUUUUAAUAAAUUAUUUUCCGCCGCUAUGUUAGAUCCUUUGAUUUGAAACUUUUAUUAUUAUUAAUUUGCAUGU